Molecule: messenger RNA, 1780 nt
Organism: Trichobilharzia regenti
Lineage: Eukaryota; Metazoa; Platyhelminthes; Trematoda; Strigeidida; Schistosomatidae
Source: the annotation of a GenBank genome assembly
GGUACGUUCGAAAUUGGUGACAUUUUUGCACGUGUUUGCUCUGAAAUUUAUUUACUGCUUAUUGUCAUAUAAUUCUUGAAAUUAUGGUCCAAAUCUCUAAAAAACGUGUUCGUAGAAACACAAUUGUUUUAGAUAGUGGCUUAAAUUCGGUUAUAACUGCAUUACCGCCUGGUAAUACAGUAUCAACUACUAGCUCUCAAAAUGGUUUGAGUGCAGAUCUCACUCCUGUGAUACAGGUGAAAGAUGUUCUGUUAGAGAACUCUGAGUUCUGUAAACUAAACCUCCUUUUGAAAGAUAUGCAGAGGCAAGUAAGUGAAAUUCAGAAAAAAUUAGAUCAGUUUGAUAGUAUGUCACUGCCAAUCUCAAAUACCACGGAGAGCCGUUCUGAUAUUGGCCAGGUUAAGUGUUUACUGGAUGUAACUCAAAAUAAGCUUUUGAAUUUAGACCCAAUAGCCUGUCUUUUAGAAAGGCAUCCUAAAAUAUCUCCAGACAACCUAAAUAAAGCUGAAAAUCUGAUUGACUGCUUGGCUACGGAGGUGAUGAAGCGUAUAACCUCUUCUCACCAAGCUAUAGUUUACAACGUCCCAGACUCUCUGCCCCUGAAAACUGUAAGACACAAAAUCCUGAUUUGUUGCGGCAUGGCUAGUGUUCCAUGUGAAUGCAAACGACUUCGUAAAAAGUCUAACCAGGCUAAUUGCCCAAUCAUUUUUAAAUUCAGUAAUUCCCUUGAUGCUAGUAAGUUUACUAAAUGUCAGGAUCACUUAAGACUGAAUAGCAGUUAUAAGUCUAUAACCGUAGCUCAGGAUAAAACACCGUGUCAGCGCAGAAUAAUGCGUAGUAAUAACCUGGUCACCUCCUCUAGCUUUGAUUUACCAAAUAAGGAUCGUGCACAGCAACAGACACCUAGUGCUGAAACUAGCAUUCAGCAAACUACACAACAACCACACCUGCCAAUGGAACUAGGAACUGAUUUAGAUACCAGUACCCCUGUAAACAAAGCCUCAUCGAAAGAUGUUAAAAUGACUAGAACUUCUGCAAGUUGUUCUAAGAAAUUUCCCCCCAAACGUAGUAACCUCACCACGAUGAACAAAUUUCGCAGGGUUGAGACUAAUGAUGGGGAAGAAUACUUUGUAUUCAAUAAGCCUGCUGAGAGUAAGAAUGCCAACAAACCAUCACUUGUUACGAAAAACUCCUCUCGAAACAUAAGUACAUCUGGAGGUGUUCCGCAUGCUCCACCUUAUAGAAAGUCAGGCUCCAAGACUCCUAAAGUCUUGCAGCCAAAGCACCUUCCUUCACAAUUCCCUUUAAGUUAUAAAAACAACCCGAAGGUGUAUACCGGUAUGACGAAUAGCAGUUGGAUGGGUAGACCUUCUGAUGCUAUGCCUUUUAACCGCCAACCUAGGCCCAACCUGUACUACCCUUAUAUCCAGGAACACAUGGUAAAUUUUCCAGGUGUCCUGAAUCACUGGUACGACCCAUGGCACCUAGGACCACCUCAUUGCACACCAACUCCGAUGUGCAGACACCCAGUCCGACCUCCUUUUCAUUCAUAAAUUCUUGCGGUGCUGACGCACAAAUAGAUUUAGGUUAUGGUGACAUUUUAAGCCAGUUUGUAGUAUCCCGUGACUUAUUCACGAUAUUGCUAAUUAAUGCACGCUCCUUAAUCAAUAAGAUAUCUGAACUAAGGACAUUAUUAUUAGUCGCCAAGCCUACUGUAGCUCUGAUUACUGAGUCAUGGUGCUCAUCCUCAGUACUUGAUGUGCAUAUAGGUAUCGAUGAU